Messenger RNA from Closterium sp. NIES-65, 2706 nucleotides. The record is from the annotation of a GenBank genome assembly. Lineage: Eukaryota; Viridiplantae; Streptophyta; Zygnematophyceae; Desmidiales; Closteriaceae.
AUGGCUCGGAGGUCCACGAUCCGAGCGUUCGUCGGUCUUGCCCUCGCGCUUACCGCGUCGGCACUCGUGAUCGAUCCCACAGACCCCUCGUCCCUAGGGCAACUGGAGGCGAUGCAGGAGCUGAAGCUCGGCUUCGAGGGGAGCAAGCCCUCUGCGCUCGCCACGUGGACCACCAGCGACCCUGUGACGGCACGUGGGUCGGCGUCACGUGCGCGCGGCCCGGCGUCAUCACUAGACUGUAACGAUUUGUGCGACAUGGGCAUCGCAGGCGCGUUGUCGCCGUUCAUCGGCAACCUCACGGGGCUGCUGCAGCUGCGGCUGUGCAACAACCAGAUCGCCGGACAGAUCCCUCCCGAGCUCGGCAAGCUGUACUCGGUACAAGAAGUCGAGCUACAGAACAAUAAAUUCACGGGCGAGCUGCCUACCGAGUUGGGCGGCAUGGCGACGUGCACGCACCUUUACCUCUUCGGAAACAAUCUCUCCGGCGCCAUCCCUGCCGCUCUUAAAGCCGUCACUUACCUCAAGCUGGGUCCUGGAAAUCGUUUUUGCAGCACGGUUCCCGGCUCGCUGUGCGCUGGCGCGUCGGCGGAGCCGCUCCCCGCAACUCCCGCUCCGGUGGAGGACCCCGCGGAUGAGGCGGGAAGCCUCCCUCCGCUGAUCACCGCGCCGCUCCCCAACUGUCCGCCGUGUGCGGGGGACGAUCUGCCCGGGCUCGAGGACGGGUGCACGUGCGCCAAGCCGUCGCUGCUCAAGAUUCGUUUCAAGGACCUGGACUUCGCGGCUUAUAACGCGAAUCAGGAGGACGUGCUGCUCGGCGAGCUGUCCCGCGCGCUGCAGCUGGAGCCACGUCAGCUGAUGGUGAUCGGGCGCGAGCCGGGCAGCGUGAUCCUGUACCUGGCGGUGCUGCCCGUGAACGGGUCGGCGCUGGACGCGCGGCAGGAGGCGAAGAUAGUGGACGCCGUCACGGGCCACCGCGUGAUUCUAUCCAAGGCCUUCAAAGACUACGAAGUGCUCGGAGCGCCCGGCCUCGCGUUCAAGCCGUCGCAAGAGUCGCAGAACGCCGACGCCGAGUCGUCUUCCGCGUCUUCCGGCGCAUCUUCCGGCCUCAGCACCGGAGCCAUCAUCGGCAUCGUUGUCGCGUCGCUCGCGGCCGCGCUGGUUAUCGCGGCGCUCUUCUGCCAGCUGCUGACGUGGCGCCGCGACAGGAACGCCGCGCGCCGAGCUGACGUGGAGAACUCGCGGAUGGCCAAGGUGCUGACGGGUAGCAUCGAGGCGCCGUACAGGCCGCACGGGAAGAACUCCAUCUGGGGAAGGUGGGAUUUGCCACGUGGCAGCCCCUUUCCGCCCGUCAAGCCGUCGAUCUCAGGAGGGAACUCGUUUAACGAGCCCGCGCUCUCCUUCCGCAGCGGCAUCCCCGGCACCCCCGCCGGGGCGCACGCGAAUGGCUGCGGCGACAGCGAUAUCCACGCGGCGACGCAGGGGUAUUCGAAGGCGAACUUGAUCGGCGACCGCGGGCACGGGCGCAUGUACAAGGCGGACUUCUCGAGCAAGGCGCGCGUGCAGAUGGCGGUGCUGCUCGAGCUCUCCGGGGAGAAGCUCGACGAGGCGGAAUUCGCGGCGGCGGUCAAGGCGCUGGGGGACCUGUGCGUGCAGUCGAACCGCCUCGUGGCGAUCAUGGCGUAUUGCGCGGAUAAGGGCCAGCGGUGGGUGGCCUAUGAGUAUCUGCCAGGUGGCAGCCUCAAGGACCACCUGCACGGGGACCUGCGCUUCGAGCGCGCGCUGACGUGGCAGAAGCGCGUGCAGAUCGCGGUCGACGUGGCCGCGGCACUGGAGUUUUUACAUGAACAGUGCGAGCCGCUCGUGAUUCACCGCGACGUGUCGGCCGACAACGUGGUGCUGGACGGCGAGCUGCGCGCGAAGAUUAAAGACGUCGGCAUCCACACGCUCGUGCGCGAUUGGUCGGAGGGCCGCGCCGUGUCGCCGUCCGUGCUGGGGUCCAUGGGGUACCAGGCGCCCGAGUUCCGCGUGAGCGGCGAGCAGACGGCGCGGUCCGACGUGUUCAGCUUCGGCGUGGUGCUGCUGGAGCUGCUGACCGGCCGGAAGCCCGUUGACUCGUCGCGACCCAAGGGGCAGCAGUCGCUGCUGACGUGGGUGCUGCCGCACCUGGAGAACAGGCUCGCCGUGACGAGCCUGGUGGACCCGUACCUGCGGCUCAACUCGACGCUCGACCCCAAGUCGCUGCACCUGUUCGCGCUGGUGGCUGCGCACUGCCUGCAGCACGAGCCCGAGGACCGCCCGCGCAUGGCGGAGGUGCACAGCCAGCUGCAGCACCUGCUGCUCUCGCUCUCCCCCGACGGCCUCCCCUCCCCCAUCUCCCCCAACGCGGCCUCCGCCUCCCCCCUCUCUCCCGCCUCCCCCGCCUCCCCCAUGUCCCCCAUCCCCAACCUCACCGCCGCGUCCCCCUGCACCCACGCUCCGAGCCCUGAUGCGGAGAACGAGAGCUGCUCGGUGGCGGAUUCAGGCACCACGAGUGGCACGCACGUGUCACACUCAGCACGGCGCUACGACCAGAAACGCUGGGUGCAGGUUACCCCCGGCCCAAACACUGCCGUGAAGACCCACGCUAGUGCCGUGACUCCCGCUGCUGAUGCCGCUGCUGGUGUGGCGAAUGUGCGCUCACCACUUGCGCCGGUGAUCAACCUGUGA